AUGUCGUCCCCGACGGUCAUCUCCUCUCCUGGAAAGGUCCUUCUCGCGGGAGGGUACCUUGUACUCGACCCUGCGUACUCCGGCGUCGUCGUCUCGACCAGCUCGCGCUUCUACACCACAAUCGAAACGCUCCCACAACCCCACCGCGUGGAAGGCCCGAUUCAGAUCCGCGUGAGAUCGCCCCAGUUCGUCAACGCGUCCUGGCUCUAUUUUGUCGACUUCGCUGGCCCAGACGGGGUCCGCGUCGAGCACAUCGCAGACAGUGUAAACGGCGCUUCCAGCCAGAACAAGUUCGUACAUCUAGCGCUCCAGCGCACCCUGACGCUCGCCGCGGAGCUGAAGAGCGUCGGAACGCUGCAAAACACGCUCUCGUACGGUCUCGACAUCACGAUCGUCGGCGACAACGAUUUCUACUCCCAGAGAGCUCAGCUCACGGCGCGCAACCUCCCUCCAACACUCCAGUCGCUCUCCAAACUGCCUCCCUUCAACAAGACAGGUGUACACAUCGCCGAUGUACACAAAACGGGCUUGGGCUCGUCUGCCGCCCUCAUCACCUCUCUCGUCUCCGGCCUUCUUCUUCACCUCAGCGUCAUCCCUGCCGACUCCUUUGCGACAGAGGGCGGCACCGCUUCCGCGAGCGAAGGCAGGAAACUCGCUCACAACCUUGCGCAGUAUGUGCACUGUCUGGCGCAAGGGAAGGUUGGCAGCGGUUUCGACGUCUCCGCGGCGGUGUUCGGCAGCCAGCUAUACACGCGGUUCGACCCCGCGGUCAUCGAGCCUCUUAUGAGCGAGAACCUCGCAAGUCAAGCACUUCAUCCUGUCAUUGCCCCCUCAAAUCCCGCAUGGAACUAUCGCGUCGAGCCCUUCAAGCUCCCUCCUCAGACGCGUCUGAUGCUCGCGGACGUCGACGCAGGCAGCGACACUCCUUCAUUAGUCGGCAAGGUCCUCAAAUGGCGGAAAGCCAACGCCGCGGAUGCGAAGACCCUAUGGGACACGAUUGACAGCCUCAACCAGGGCCUGAGCAGGGCGCUCCUAGGCCUCUCGGCCAUUGCAGAGAAGAAUCCGACCGCGUACCGCAAAGCGGUCAAAUACAUCUCGACGAUCCAGAGCGUCCAGUGGCUCGCGAACCCGAACAUCGCGGUCAACAGCGACCACAGCGACCUCAAAGAGGUCAUCGAGGGGUUCAUCGAGGCACACAACCUGUCCGAGGGCAUCCGCGCGAACAUGCGCGCGAUGGGCCAACACGCAGAUGUUCCCAUCGAGCCUCCUGAGCAAACUGCGCUUCUUGACGCCUGUAUCUCUGUCGCGGGAGUGGUCGGCGGCGGCGUCCCCGGAGCGGGCGGCUACGACGCGAUCUGGCUGCUGGUGUUGGACCCUGUAAACUGCCCGCCGGAGGAGCUGCCUUCGACCCGCGUCGAACGGGUGUGGAGUACCUACACGGGGCUCGAUGUCUCGCCGCUCCUUGCGAACGAGAGCAUCGCCAUGGGGGUGCGCGUGGAGGCACUCGACAGCGUCCCCGGACUCAGGGAUAUUGUACGCGAAUCAUGA
Trametes versicolor FP-101664 SS1 is the source of this 1548-nucleotide messenger RNA. RefSeq names its product Phosphomevalonate kinase. Lineage: Eukaryota; Fungi; Basidiomycota; Agaricomycetes; Polyporales; Polyporaceae. The record is from RefSeq and is a predicted model, not a curated record. The transcript is spliced from 8 exons. Gene Ontology annotation, molecular function: ATP binding; phosphomevalonate kinase activity. The coding region runs from base 1 to 1548 and encodes 515 amino acids. Gene Ontology annotation, cellular component: peroxisome. Gene Ontology annotation, biological process: ergosterol biosynthetic process; isopentenyl diphosphate biosynthetic process, mevalonate pathway.